AUGGAGCAAAGCAAUCAAAAGUUCCAUCACCUCUCGGUGCUGUUAUUUAUGGUGGCCAAGCUGUGCUGUUUGCAGAUGUCCAUCGGAGCAACGCUUAGCCUCCUGCGGCAACCACAUGCUGCUAGUUGCGAUUGUCUGCAAAUGAGUGACCAUAACAACAAUAACGGAAGCUGGAACAUAUCGCCGGUUAAUGGGAGAAAAAAGGAUCCGGCUUUUUCAAUGGCGGAACACGAGGUUCCCAUUGGAUUUCUCGCAGGAUACGUGCACUCGAAGGUCAUUCUCGGAGCCCUGCUGUUGGCAAUCGAGACCAUCAACAACGAUACCGCGUUGCUUCCAGGAAGGAAAAUCAUACUCAAACCCGUAGACAUCGGAGCCCAAAAGUCUUUAAAGGCUUUUCCUAUCAGGAAAAUGACAGAGAUGCGUGAUGAAGGGAUUGUGGCAUUCAUUGGACCAGAUGAAACGUGCACUACUGAGGCAUUGGUUGCCUCUGCCUGGGAUAUUCCCAUGAUAUCGUAUAAAUGUGCCGAUGCUGCCGUUUCCGACAAAACCGUCUACAGCAGCUUCGCCAGGACUUUACCCCCGGCUACAAAGGUUUCCAAAAGUGUGGUUUCCCUGCUGAUGGCUUACAAUUGGCACUGUUUUUCCAUAGUGGCCGGUAAACAUCCCGCUUGGAGUAUGGAAAUUGCACAGGCCAUCAAGGUGCAAGCUGAGGGAAAUAAUUUAACUGUCAAUCACUUUCGCGAGUACUCCGAUUACAUACCGUCAAAAAUUUACAAAUUACAGAAUAUAGUUGACGAAACAUAUCUUACCACGAGAAUCUACAUUUUCGUCGGGGACUACAUCGAGAUGGUAGACUUUGUUCGCUGCCUUCAAAAUAGGAACCUUCUGAGCAGUGGUGACUACAUGGUGAUAUCAAUUGACGACGAGGUCUAUGAUCCGAACAUGAAACGUAAUAUUUAUCAAGAGUACUCGGAUUUCUAUCAAAAAUACAUUCGCAAUUCAAAGGAAAUGUUCUCCAACCGGAAGCGAUACAACUAUAAGGAUAUACAGGAACGACUGCAGGAAGCGUUCCUAUCGGUGCUACGCAUUUCACCACUUUUUCCGAUGAACCCUCAGUACAAAAAACUAUGUCAUCAAAUAAAGUGGUACGCAAGACAGGAGCCCUUCCGGGUACCGCUACCUACUAACCCGAAGAUAUUUCAGGAAAUUCAGGUACCGAUCUAUGCCGCCCAUCUUUACGACGCAGUGCUCAUCUAUGCCCGCGCUGCCACCGAAGUCAUCCAGGCUGGAGGCAACCUGCACGAUGGAAGACAAAUAAUGCGCCAUAUUUUAAACCGACCGUAUCAUUCGAUACAGGGAUUCGAUGUCCAUAUAGACGAAAACGGUGAUGCGGAAGGGAAUUUUUCAGUCAUCGCUCUGCAGAAAGAUGAGAUUGUGAAUAAUUCGCUCAACAAGUCGAUGCAACCCGUUGGGAUGUUCGUGUAUAGCAGCAACAGUACGCAUCUACCGGAGUUCAAGUAUAGUUCACAGCGGCCAAUAAUGUGGGUUAAAGGACGACCACCAUUGGCUGAGCCACCGUGUGGAUUCCAUAGCGAGAAAUGUCGCCUGAUAGCGCGCGACUGGCGGUACAUAAGCGGAAUAAUGAUGGGCACGCUAUUUAUCACCAUACUUGCUGUCAUACUCUUCAAACAUUAUCGAUACGAACAGACGUUGGCAUGUCUCUUGUGGAGGGUCGAAAUGAAAGACGUUACCAUUAUAAGCUCGCCCGAUUUGAUGUAUGGCAAUGAUACGAAAAAGAAGCUGACACAGGUUUGCAGGCAAAGUAUCCUGGCAGCCGGAGCAGACACAACCAAACGUGCCUUUACAAACAUCGGUCUCUUCCGUGGAAACAUAGUUGCCAUCAACUAUCUGCACAAGCGAUCGGUCGACAUAACGAGAACCAUUCGGAAGGAGUUGAAGCAGAUGCGAGAGCUACGGCAUGAAAAUCUGAUCACAUUUAUCGGCGCUUCGGUUGAUCAUGGCAUUGUUGCAAUACUGACGAGUUACUGUGCCCGCGGCAGCCUGGCCGAUGUGUUGGCCAACGAGGAUCUUACCCUGGAUCAUAUGUUCGUAUCGUCACUGGUUAGCGAUAUUGUGAAGGGACUAAUCUAUCUGCACGAUAGCGAUGUCGUAUCGCAUGGCAAUUUGCGGUCGAGCAAAAUCCUGAUUGAUUCGCGAUGGGUUGCCCAAAUCUCGGACUUUGGACUGCAUGAAUUCAAAUCUGGGCAGGAAGAACCCAAUAAAUUUGAAAAGGAACUACGCCGAAGUCUUUGGAAAGCACCAGAAAUCUUACGAAACCCGAACACUCCGAGCAAAGGAACCCAAAAAGGUGAUGUAUAUUCGUUUGGAAUAGUUCUGUACGAAAUUAUAGGCCGGAAAGGGCCCUGGGGAGACAUCAAUCUUAAUUACCAAGAAGUUAUUGCCCGGGUGAUUUCACCGCAGAACUACGGAAUAUUUCGACCUCCGCUGCGUGGUCUUGACGCUCCGAAUUACGUUAUUCAAUGUUUGCAAGCGUGCUGGGAGGAAGAACCAGAUGAUCGUCCUGAUAUCCGCUUGAUACGGGUCAAGCUGAAGCCAAUGCAGGCUGGAUUGAAACCCAAUAUAUUUGACAACAUGCUAGCGAUUAUGGAGAAGUAUGCAUACAACCUGGAAGGAAUCGUUCAGGAACGGACUAACCAAUUGACGGAGGAGAAGAAGAAAACUGAAUCCCUUCUUCUGAGAAUGCUACCAAGAAGCGUCGCCGAGUCCCUGAUGCGUGGAGAACGCGUCGAAGCGGAGUGUUUUGAUUGCGUCACAAUUUUCUUCAGCGAUCUAGUUGGGUUCACCGAGCUGUGUGUCCAAAGUACACCGUUCGAGGUAGUGGAAAUGCUUAAUGAUCUGUACACGUGUUGCGAUUUCAUCAUUUCCAGCUACGAUGUGUACAAAGUGGAAACAAUAGGUGAUGCAUACAUGGUUGUCUCUGGACUUCCGAUACGGAACGGAGAUCGUCAUGCUGGGGAAAUCGCUUCGCUGGCUUUGCACUUGCUGAAGUCACUUUCGAAUUUGGAAAUUCGGCAUCGUCCAGGGGAGUUUAUUCAGAUAAGGAUCGGCAUCCAUUCCGGACAGUGUGUUGCCGGUGUGGUUGGACUGAAGAUGCCUAGAUAUUGCCUCUUUGGAGAUACCGUGAAUACAGCUUCUAGAAUGGAAAGUACUGGGGAAUCAAUGAAGAUUCAUAUUUCAUCGGUUACUUAUAACCUAUUGAAGAAGAUCGGUGGCUACAGGUUCGAGGAACGAGGUGUAAUCAAAGUUAAGGGAAAAGGUGAUAUGCGGACGUUUUGGUUGGUUGGAGAGGAUGACCAAAAAAGAAUGGACAGAUUCGGAUCGAAUGAAGCUGUGAGAAAUAUGUCAUUAUCGAUUAUCCCAGAUUUGAUUUGCACUCCCGGUCAGUCUCAAGUCGAGCUACGUUAUACAUCCUCUCGACAACCUUUACAUACCUGCAGUGACCAGGAGCUGCCUGCAGGCAAUGUACCCGUGAACAUAGGUUGUUACAUCUGUCACAAGCGGAAAGUCUAUCAAAUGCCCAUGAUUCCACAUGCAUCAUCACAGAGUUAUUCGGUAAACGGAGCUGGUAACGCUGGAGACGAAGCCGUUUGCACCUGCCGCCGGCAGCACUGUCUGUUUGAUUAUUACAAUGAUAAUCUGAUGACCGUUAGAACCAUCCGGGAGCCGAGGUCGGCUCCACAAAUAACGUUUAUGCAGUGAACCACAGGACUGAUGAGUAAUCGUAGCAACGAACCGGUUUCAUACAAAUACUGAAUGCUAAACGUUAUACAAAUUUAUAUAAAA
This is a messenger RNA of Ochlerotatus camptorhynchus, 3864 nucleotides long. RefSeq names its product Guanylyl cyclase at 32E (gene Gyc32E). Gene Ontology annotation, biological process: intracellular signal transduction; protein phosphorylation; cGMP biosynthetic process. The transcript has 18 exons. NCBI's taxonomy places the organism in Eukaryota, Metazoa, Arthropoda, Insecta, Diptera, Culicidae. Gene Ontology annotation, molecular function: protein kinase activity; guanylate cyclase activity; adenylate cyclase activity. Gene Ontology annotation, cellular component: plasma membrane. The record is from RefSeq and is a predicted model, not a curated record. The coding region runs from base 1 to 3780 and encodes 1259 amino acids.